Chanos chanos (milkfish) is the source of this 1976-nucleotide messenger RNA. It is a transcript of the gene dbr1, whose product is annotated as debranching RNA lariats 1. Bases 179 to 1885 code for a protein of 568 amino acids. The record is from RefSeq and is a predicted model, not a curated record. Gene Ontology annotation, molecular function: RNA lariat debranching enzyme activity. Gene Ontology annotation, biological process: mRNA splicing, via spliceosome. Gene Ontology annotation, cellular component: nucleus. The transcript has 9 exons. NCBI's taxonomy places the organism in Eukaryota, Metazoa, Chordata, Actinopteri, Gonorynchiformes, Chanidae.
UUUGAGUGUGUGGACGUGGGAAAGCUUAGGUCCUCUAGUUUACGGUUUAAGGACAUCUAGAUUGUUGCUAUAAAGAGACUGCAGCAGCCUGAGCUGGACAUUAAAGUGAAUGGAAAGAAGGACACCGAGCGAACCAGCGCCAAAGUCCACUGACGCACCCUCAAGAGUCUGACCAAUCAUGAAAAUCGCCGUGGAGGGUUGCUGUCAUGGCGAACUGGAUAAGAUCUACGAGACCAUUACUUACCUGGAGCAGAAGGAAGGCGUUAAAGUGGACCUGUUAUUGUGCUGCGGAGACUUCCAGGCUGUGCGUAACGAGGGUGAUAUGAAGUGCAUGGCGGUGCCAGCCAAGUACAGGCAUAUGCAAACCUUCUACAAAUAUUAUUCUGGAGAGAAGAAAGCUCCAGUUCUCACAAUCUUCAUUGGCGGGAACCAUGAAGCAUCCAAUCAUCUGCAGGAGCUACCUUAUGGAGGUUGGGUGGCACCAAAUAUAUACUACAUGGGUUAUGCAGGUGUUGUGCGUUAUAAAGGACUAAGGAUUGGUGGCCUGUCUGGAAUCUUCAAAUCACAUGACUAUAGGAAAGGACAUUACGAGUUUCCACCAUACAGCCAAGAAACCCUGCGCAGUGUCUACCACAUCAGAAACAUUGACGUCUUUAAGCUUAAACAGAUACAGAAGCCUGUGGAUGUGUUUAUGACUCAUGACUGGCCACAAGGCAUCUAUUACUAUGGCAGAACAGAACAGCUCCUACGUAAGAAACCAUUUCUCCGUCAGGAGGUGGAAUCGAACUCCCUGGGCAGUCCAGCCGCUGCUGAGCUUCUGCAUCAUCUGCAGCCUAGCUACUGGUUCUCAGCCCACUUGCACGUCAAGUUUGCAGCUGUCAUGCAACACCAGGCUAAAGGUAAUUCUGCCCCACGCACCACCAAGUUCCUUUCACUUGAUAAGUGUCUUCCCCACCGCGACUUCCUCCAGAUAGUGGAGAUUGCUGAUAGGCCCGGGUCAUCCGAGAAGCUGGAAUAUGAUCCUGAGUGGCUGGCCAUCCUGAAAGCCACAGAUAGUUUGCAGAGCACCACUGCUAAUUUCUGGAUUCCCCCACAGAGUGACGACCUCAACGCUAGGUGGGAUUUCAGUGCCUCAACAGAGUCUAUGAUGCAGGUUGUGAGCGACAUGGGUGGUGAGCUCUGCAUACCAGAGAACUUUAGCCUCACUGUGCCUGCCUACAAUCCAUCUCGCCCUCAACCCCAUACCAAUCCGUCAUAUGUUACCAAUCCCCAGACAACUGAGCUCUGUGCCACUCUGGGGCUGACUGAUAUUUAUGCCCAGGCAGGGCAAGACAGGCAGGGCCAGGAUGACGAGAGUGCCUCUGGUGCUCCUGAAGAAGAGGACGAUGAGGACAACCAGAGUGUUGGUAGCGUCGAUGAACCAAGCGAGUAUCCUACCGACAGCUCAGGUUUGUCCAGCUCUUAUAAUCCAGAUGAAAUCACCAUUGAGGAUGAGUGGGAGGAAGAGGAGGAUGGGGAGGGAGGAGAGGAAAAGGGAACAGAUGCUGUGGUUCCAGAGGGGCAGGUAGGAGGCCAGGACAGUGACAGGGACAGCAGUCCACUGAGAGAAUCUGGCUCCAGCCACUUAGUCUUACCACCUCCUAACGGUGAACCUCUUCGCUCCCUCACACUCAACCUUCCUCCCCCUUGUCAGUCAACCCCAUCCUCCGUCUCCCCUGCUCAGGGCAGCUCUGAAGAGGAUGGGGGCGCUACGCCAGCAAGGGUCCCCAAACGCACCAGUGGACAGACCGAGGGGGCGAACACUGGCACUGGCAACACCCCUAAAAUCAAGAGGAGAAACCAAACCAUCUACACAGCGGCAGACGAUGAGGAAACUGAGGGAUGAUGGGAGAUCUAAGUCAGACUGGUACUUUGAGCUGCCAAAUGGUUGGACAUGAUCAUUUGUUUUAGACGCCCACGCAAGCACUCAAACGUAA